CUUCAUUACUUUAUUUCAAAAAACACCGUUAAUUAACUUAACGGAAAAAAUUAAAUUAUUUUUUUUAAAAAAAAAAACAAAAACAAAAUCUCUCUUUCGAAAUAUUUGGUUGGUUAUGGCUGAUUCAAUAGAGAGCGAAGGAUACUCUAUUAAACCUCAAAAACAUACACCAGCUUUAGAUACAUCAGAAUGGCCUUUGCUCUUAAAAAAUUAUGAUAAGCUUCAUGUUCGUACAGGUCAUUAUACACCCGUCACUCAUGGAUGUUCACCACUUAAGCGUGCAAUAAUUGAUUAUAUUAAAUAUGGAAUAAUCAAUCUUGAUAAACCCGCAAAUCCUUCAUCUCAUGAAGUCGUGGCAUGGGUACGGCGUAUCCUUGAAGUUGAAAAGACAGGUCAUAGCGGUACCUUAGAUCCUAAAGUAACAGGCUGCUUGAUAGUUUGUGUAGAUCGGGCGACUCGUUUAGUUAAAUCACAGCAAAGUGCAGGAAAGGAGUAUGUGUGCGUAAUUCGAUUUCACGAUGCUCUUGAAUCUGCCAAGAAGUUUACACAAGGCUUAGAAACACUCACAGGGGCUCUCUUCCAACGACCUCCUUUAAUUUCUGCUGUAAAACGUCAAUUGCGUAUCCGUACCGUUCAUGAAACAAAGAUGAUUGAAUUCGAUGAAAAUCGACACUUGGGAUUGUUUUGGGUAAGCUGCGAAGCAGGAACUUAUAUCCGAACAUUAUGUGUGCAUCUGGGGUUGAUUCUUGGAGUUGGAGCUCAUAUGGCAGAACUUCGACGCGUUCGUUCUGGUGCAUUGUCUGAGAAUGAUGAUAUUGUAACAAUGCAUGAUGUUUUGGAUGCCAAAUGGGUAUACAAAAAUACAAGAGACGAAACAUAUCUUCGAAGAGUUAUUCGUCCUCUUGAAUCUCUUCUCACGACAUAUAAGAGAAUUGUUGUCAAAGAUAGUGCCGUCAACGCCAUUUGUUAUGGUGCUAAACUAAUGAUACCAGGUCUGCUUCGAUAUGAGGAUGGUAUUGAGUUAAAUGAAGAGAUUGUUCUUAUGACUACAAAAGGUGAAGCUAUUGCUCUAGGUAUAGCAUUAAUGACCACUGCAGUUAUGAGUUCUGUAGAUCACGGAGUUGUCGCAAAAAUAAAAAGAGUGAUUAUGGAGCGUGAUACAUAUCCAAGGGCAUGGGGAUUAGGGCCCAAGGCUAUGGAAAAGAAGAAACUAAUUUCCGAAGGAAAAUUAGACAAAUAUGGUCGCGUAAAUGAUAACACCCCUAAUUCUUGGAAAACUUCAUUUGUAGAUCUCAGUGCAGUUGGUACUAAGGGCGAUCCCGGUACAUCAUCAUCGGCCACAGUUCCACCUGCCAAUUUAGUUACUGCUGUACCGACUGCACCACCAGUUACAUCAGCUCAAUCAACGGAAGAUCAGGAAGAAGGAACAAGUUUGGCUAAAAAGAGGAAAAUCGAAGAAGAUUCCGAUAUUCCUACAGGAGAGUCAAAAUCAUCAAAGAAAGAAAAGAAGGCAAAGAAGGUCAAGAUUAAAGAGAUGUCUACACAAAAGAAAAUGUCAGACGAUGAAAAAGUUAUUGAUGCUGAAGAAUCAUCAAAGGAAAAGCAUCUGAAAAAGAAACUUAAGAAAGAAAAAAAGUCUGACGUAUCCGAACAUGAAACUACAAUAACUGUUGAAGGAGAAAAGAAGGAAAAGAAAAAAAAAUCAAAGAAAGAUAAAAAAGAAAAGAAAUCAAAAUCUUCGUAAUUAAUAAUUAUUUUGGGAAAUCUUCUAACAGCCGGAAUUAUAUCAGUCGGCUAAGUCAUUAUAGGACAAGUCUAGAAUAUUUAAAAAUGAUAUUUAUGCCUUUUUAGAUUUACUUUUAUUGAAGAAAUAUUUUUCAUUUUAAAUUAAUAAAAGUCGAACCACGUGACUUGGUCAAUUAUUAUUACUGAUUGGUUAAAAGAUUA
Messenger RNA from Rhizophagus irregularis DAOM 181602=DAOM 197198, 1947 nucleotides. Its product is annotated as centromere/microtubule-binding protein cbf5. Lineage: Eukaryota; Fungi; Glomeromycota; Glomeromycetes; Glomerales; Glomeraceae. The record is from RefSeq and is a predicted model, not a curated record. Gene Ontology annotation, molecular function: pseudouridine synthase activity; RNA binding. Gene Ontology annotation, biological process: rRNA pseudouridine synthesis; mRNA pseudouridine synthesis; snRNA pseudouridine synthesis. Gene Ontology annotation, cellular component: box H/ACA snoRNP complex.